AGGCGGCCGCUGGUGCGCAGGCGCGACAUCUCACUUCUGGCUUUCUCUCUCCCCUCCCCCCCGUCCCUUCCCCAGCCCGAGGGGUCCUGAGGUGACAGCGCCUGGAAGUGCGACGGGAGGAGCCGGAGGAGGAGGCGAUGGAGCGGGCCAGGCCUGGGCGUCGGCGAUCUUCGGCCGAAAUUGUCACAGAGGGAAAAAGAAAAAAAUCAUCACCAGCUGAUUUACAGGAGAUAACAAAGUUGUUAGCUGUGAAGUCAGAGGAUGUUCUUGCUCAGCCACCAUUGUCCCAGCUCAGAGGCUCAGAGUGCUGGAAGCUCCCGAAGGGGUGGACAAGAAGCCUAAGAAAUAAAGUCAUCUGUCUAGACCACAAAAACAAAAAAGGUGUCCAUGGGUAUCCUGUCACUUCUAAGGCAACACCAGAAAGGCAUCUCAGAGUUAUGUUGACGAAUGUUCUAUGGACGGAUUUAGGACGAAAAUUCAGAAAGACCCUACCUAGAAAUGAUGCUAAUUUAUGUGAUGCCAGCAAGGUGCAAUCAGACUCAUUGCCUUCGACAUCUGUUGACAGCAUAGAGACAUGUCAGAAAUUAGAUCCUCUUCACCAAAGCCUUAAUUUAUCUGAAAGGAUACCCAGAGUUAUAUUGACGGAUAUCCUGCGAACGGAGUUAGGAAGAAAAUACUUAAAGAUCCCAUCUAUAACUGAGGCCAGUUUGAGUGAUACAGCCAACCUGAAGUCAGAGCAACUUUCUUCAUCAUCUGAUGGCAGCUUAGAGUCUUGUCAGAAUGUAAAUCAUCACGAGAGCUUUUUAUCUGAAAGAGGCUCAAAACCAAGUAAGACAGAUAACGUUUCUGCAAAGCAGACUCCAUGUGUGAAGGAAAAGCACAGAGCUGAUAGUGGCAUUUCUGUGACAUCUGAUACUCAGCCCAAAGACUUUAAUAGUGGAAAUAAAGGUUGUGACUAUCUUGAAGAGGGGACCAGAAACAAGAACGCUUCACAUUCUUGUUCAGAAAUGGAACACACUCCAGUUUCGAGGAAGAGAAAGAAAAGAGUUAGAAGUAAUAUACAGGAUUCUCAUAAUUCUAAAUCUUCUUUGGAUAAGUCACCAGAAUAUAUAAAAGAAGAAGAAAAUGACUCAACAGUUCCCAGUAAGCUUGAGCAGCCAAGUGACAACUGUCACGAGGACCCAGCACCCCCCGAAGGAGCCCCACCUGAACCUGCAGAGAGCGAUGCCACCAGCGUGUGCUCACUUGCUGCUCAGGAGUCAGGUGUCACCGCUGCCUCUGGGAGGGCCUGUUCACCCACCCGAAGCUCGGAGAGCUCCGUUUCUCACACCGAGGUGGAGGGCUCUUCCCCGGCUGAGAAGGACGAGGACUUGACCGUGAAAGAAAAGUCUCUUGUAGGUGGAAACAGUGAAGAGAACCAAUUGUUGAUCUCAGCUGAACCAAUUGUUGUUUCCAGUGAUGAAGAAGGACCCAUUGAACACAAGAAUUCGGCAGUUCUGAAGUUACAGCCUAGUCGAGAUUAUGAGAUUGCAAGUGAACACCAGGGUCCUUCUGAAGCACAGUUGUCGGAACUACCCCUGAGUGCAUGCGAAUCUGUACAGACAUCAUCUGAAUUCUGUCCAUACAAUCCUGACAUGGAAAACAUUUCCUGUAUUAUGCCUAACAGUGAAAUGGAUCUGAAACUGGAUUUCGUAUUUACUUCUGUGUAUAUUGGUAAAAUAAAAGGAGCUUCAAAAGGUUGUGUCACGUUCACAACGAAGUAUAUUAAAAUCCCAUUUCAAGUGUCCAUGAAUGAGAUUUCACUGUUAGUGGACACCACACACUUAAAGAGGUUUGGGUUAUGGAAAAGCCAGGAUGAUGAUCACAGUAAGAAGACCCAGGCUAUCCUUUUCCUCUGGGUUUCCUCGAAGUACCUUCAAGAGAUUCAGACCCAGUUAGAAAAUCCCAUAUUAAGCCAGCAAUCAAAAGCCGGUGAAUUCAUUUUCCUUGAGUUAAACAGUUCCAUUUCACAAACAGAAGAAUUGAAAUUGAAAGAUAUUAUGAUGGAAAUAAGUAUGACCAAUGGAGAAUCGGAACUCUCUUACCCAUUGUCUUGGGUUCAGGCGUUUCCUUUGUUCCAGGACUUCUCUCCAAAAGAAAGCUCUUUUAUUCAUUAUUACUGUGCUUCCACUUGUUCUUUCACGGAUACAGCUGCUGCUGAUACAGAAUCGAAGAGGAAGUCGCUGUCUCAGCUCUCCAGUACAGAGACCAUCAAGCCUACGUACACUUUCCUGCAGAAACAAAGCAGUGGUUGCUACUCACUUUCCAUUACUUCAAGUCCAGACGAAGAAUGGCGAGAAGUCAGGCACACCGGACCCGUUCAGAAGACAAUUUCCUUUGUGGGCUUGCUACUUUACAGGUAUCUUCUACUGGAGAAAGCAUCAGAUGAACUUGUUGAACGAAGUCACAUUUUUAGUAGCUUUUUCUAUAAAUGCUUGACAAGAAAGGAAAAUAAUUUAACAGAAGAUAAUCCAGAUCUCUCAAUGGCUCAGAGGAGACAUAGAAGAGUAAGAACAUGGACUCGCCACAUAAACAUUUUUAAUAAAGACUACAUCUUUGUACCUGUAAAUGAGUCGUCUCACUGGUACCUCGCAGUCAUUUGUUUUCCAUGGUUAGAAGAAGCCAUGUAUGAAGAUUUUCCACAAACUGUGUCCCAACAGUCCCAGGAUCAGCAGUCUCAGCAGGACAGCAAAACAACAGACAAUGAUCUACAUACCACUUCAACAGUGUCUUCGAGUGCAGAGGAUUCCCAAAGUACCGAGAUGAAUAUGUCAGUACCAAAGAAAAUGUGUAAAAGGCCGUGUAUUCUCAUACUAGACUCCUUGAAAGCUGCUUCUAUACAAAACACAGUUCAGAAUUUACGAGAGUAUCUAGAGGUAGAGUGGGAAGUUAAGCGAAAAACUCACCGUGAAUUCAGUAAAACCAACAUGGUAGACCUAUGCCCUAAAGUCCCUAAGCAGGAUAAUAGCAGCGACUGCGGAGUCUAUUUAUUGCAGUAUGUGGAAAGCUUCUUUCAGGACCCCAUUGUUAACUUUGAACUCCCAAUCCACUUGGAGAAAUGGUUUCCUCGCCAUGUGAUAAAGACCAAGAGGGAAGACAUUCGCGAGCUCAUCUUGAAACUUCAUUUACAGCAACAGAAAGGCAGCAGUAGCUAGUUAAUCUGCAGGCACAGCGCAUGCUCUCUAAGCUUACUGGAAAGCCGCUUACCAGCAUUUCUGUCAGCUUACCGAGAAGGAAGGAACUUGCCGUAGUCCAUAAAUUGUUGAAAUGUAUAUGGUGUCUUGUUUGAGUCGUUGGGCUCUCACAGCUGAAGGUGUCAUAGAAGCACUUACAGAAAUUAAAAUUUCAUAAAUAUAUUUUUAUGAUGAAAUAUGCUUGGAUUAUGCAAUAGCAUAUGUAAUGUGGGAAUGUUUUCGUAAGUAAUAAAACUAUGUGAUCAGUACUUCCACAUGACUGGGUGUUGAUGGGAGUUAGGUGCUCCCCGGUGCCAGCCCAGCCCUUGUCAAGUUUGUUGACAAGUCAUCAUAUUGUAACUCUCUUCUUUGCAGCUCAAGCAUGCAGUAUGAAUACUGUGUAUUUUUUUAAAAAAGGAACUUAGUAUCAAGGCUUCAGAAAAUGCCAUUCACGGCAUCCCUUCUGUAUAGUGUGAAAAAAGAAUACCGUUAGAUAAAAAUGUACCCUUUCAAAGUGCAGCUUAUUAUUCUCAGUUGCUAAAUGCAAUUACUCUGCUCGGAUCCCCUCCUCCUCCUCCUCCUCCUCCUCCUCCUCCUCUCUCUCUCAGUGUCAUAAACAGAGGUCUGAGACAUGAGCUCAUUUGUUCAGAUAAAGCGUGGAACAAGUUUUAAGUACCAAAUAAGUUCUAAAAAAUGAUGUAGCUAAGCUUUGUUUAUUUGAGGUAUAGCUAUAUAAAUACUCAUUCCUACAUUACCCCAGAUUGUGUGUAUACAGUUUCUAUAAAAGAUAAAAUUGGUGUCCUCCUAAUUUUAACAGACAGAGUACCUUUAAACUUCUAUUUAUUAUUUAGAACCAAAUAUGUAAUUUUAUACCUUGGUUACCCACUAUUCAUCUGCAAAGCCAGAUUUCUCAUUUCUUUUAUAUUUUUAAGUUAUAGUUUUUAAAGAUGUAUGAUUCCCCCAGGGAUCUCACACAUAUAGCACCUAAUAUUUUAUUAAAUAUUCAGGUAACAGUUCUACUGAAUUUAUGUGAUGAUGGUGGUAUUAUCUAUUAAACAGUUUAGAAUCCUAGGCUAUCAGAAAUAUUUUGAGAGAAAUAUGAUCUUACUGUUUUCUCAGAUAAUGGGUUUUAGAAUAUUAUGUUAAACAUCUCUUGGAUUUAGUUAGGACUGUGUGUACAGCAUUUGAAACAAAGGCAAAGUAAGGUAAACUAGGAAGUGACAUGGGAUUGUCAGUCAGCCUUAGUGUCCCCAGUUUCUGUUGACCUUGUCUCUUUGCACAGUUCAAGAUACAUGGAUUUCGGAGAUUUCACAUGGCAGUGGUUAUUAAUUGCAUCUUUCAUUCCCAAUUGGUGUGUGUUGGGGAGAAACUUUUUUUUAAAGUGGCUGUUAAUUGUUUUGUACAUCAAAUUUUGGAAAGCCAGUAUAUGAGAUACCUUGUAAUUACUGAACUUUUUUGUUUGUGUGUUUUUCAAAGAUACCACUGUCCUUCAUCAUGUUUUGGAGACUGUUUAAAAUUUGUUUUCCUAAAUUCAUGUAGAAAUAAUGAUUUGAGGAUGUCAACAUUUUAUAUUAAACAUGUUUUCAAUUCAUUAAA
This is a messenger RNA of Peromyscus maniculatus bairdii (prairie deer mouse), 4808 nucleotides long. The record is from RefSeq and is a predicted model, not a curated record. Lineage: Eukaryota; Metazoa; Chordata; Mammalia; Rodentia; Cricetidae.